GCGGCGUCUCGUGCACGCCAAGCAAGAUUGGACCUUCGAGUCGGCGCGAUGCCCCGCACUGCAGCUGAAAAGCGCCGACAGCAGGCGCCCGCGGGGCAGUGGUACCUAGCGGCCUCCGAUGAGCUGUGCUGGAGCGAGGAGGAUGCCGCGCGCGAGCGGGGGUGGCUCGCGCGUCUCGGCCCGGAGUCGCCCGGCGGCACGCACGGCUAUCGGCCUCCAGGCAACGAUGAGCUCAACCCGAAGAAGCGGAACAAGGCGCUCAAAGCUCGCAAGCGCCUCGUUGCUAUGCGCGUGCUCCGCGCUGGGCCGGUCGGCGAGGCCAUGGAGGAGGAGGUGGAGGCCGGGCCGGUCGGCGAGGCCAUGGAGGAGCAGGCCGGGCCGGCCGACGACGACGAGGAGGAGGACGAGGGGGGGGAGGCGGACGGGAGUAGCAAGGCGGAGAAAAAGGCGGCGAAGCGCAGUCUCGAUCGUAAAUUCGCCAGCGAGGUCCACUCGCUGCUGACCGGCCCACGCAGCGGCCACGCGCCGCCCGGUCUCAGCGGCGAUCUAGCGCAGGAGCUCGCCGCCGUCUGGAACGGCAGCGCGCUCGACUACCUGUAUGACAUCGAGCGGGCGCCCUCGGAGCCGCGCAACCAGAAGCUGCUGCUCCAGUACAAGAACGGUUGUCUUCCUCCCCCUUUGUUGUGGCGCAAGGACCCGCUCCUUGCGAACCAGCCCGAGGGCCUGCUGCUGCCACAGUCGUGGCCACAGCACUGGUACACGUACCCUCGGCUGGUCAUGCUGCGCACGCGGGCGAGGCGCCUCCUCCUCGCGGCAGACACGGCGGAGCACUCUCCGCUGCUGCAGGCGGCGCGCCAGGACGCCGAGCGCGACGCCGCGGCGAGGCGCCUGGCGGCGGCGCGCUGCGCGACGCCCAGCGUCGCCGCGCUCCGCGGCACUCUCGCUGUCUGCCAGGAGUGCCGCGGCGAGCUCUCCUUCGACGCCGCCGCCGCCGGCCCCGCACCUCCUGUCGAGCUGCGCAGCUUGGACUGCGCGCAAUGCUUGCGCCUCGACAUUGACAGCAUGGUCGCGGCGCGCUGGCCAGACGCGGGCAAGGGGAGGGGGAGGCUUGUCGACCUCGAGCGCGCCCCACGUCUCUUCAACCCCCAGCGCCCCGGCUGACUACUGGCUACUGCGCGCACGCGCGCGCGUACUGAUUCCGCAGUAGUACUGUGGAGACAAUGCACGCCGGGAGGCGGACUACGGGCGGGCAUGUUGCAAUAUAGUACUACGCGCGCUGUUUGGGCGGUGAUUUUUCUCGUACUGUCGCGCACAUAAUCAGCUCUUCAGUGCAGAGCCACAACGCACACCGUCGGAGAGGGCGAGGGGCGAGGCCGAGGGGGGCCGCCCCCGGUGCGGCGUUUGGCGGUGUCGCAUUUUCCGGGGCGCAUGUCAGGCCAACGGAGCCGCAUCGUGCCGACACGCGCGAGCAGCGGCGUCGCUGGCCACCCGCACGCGACCCAAACAUCAGAGGCGACGGUCGGCGCCCGGACAUGAAGACAGCAGGCGGCGGAGCCCUCUGCAGUCUGCUCAAACGCGCACUCGCGCCCCCGGCAGCGGCUGACGGCCGCGCGGCUCUGGAAGAGCGCACGCGUCGGGGCCCAACACGCACGAAGCUGAUCGUCGCGGAGAGCCCGCCCCGCGAGCUUGUCCUGGACACCCAGCCCCUCCUGCAGGCGCGCCAUCCCACGGCAGCAGCGGUCGCCGGCCAAGACAUCGAUCCGUCGGUCGAUCAUCGAGAGGAGCAUGGCGCGCCCCUCAGCAGCUGCCGCGGGCGAACCCGUGCGCGCGGAGAGCGCCCCAGGCAAGCUCGCCCUCGGCGCCCAGCCCCCGUGACAGGCGCGUCGCCCAGUCGCAGCAGCGGUCGCCGGCCAAUAACUCGACUCGUCGAGCGGUACUCGAGGCGGGAAGUGCGCGCCCCUCGGCAGCUGGUGCGUACGGAGCGCAGGCGCGCGAAGAGCGCCCCUCGAAAGCUCACCCGUGGCGCCCAGCCCCUGUAACAGCAGCGUGUUUUUUGCGUCACCUUACGGCGGUGGG
Emiliania huxleyi CCMP1516 is the source of this 2076-nucleotide messenger RNA. RefSeq lists its product as hypothetical. The transcript has a single exon. The record is from RefSeq and is a predicted model, not a curated record. NCBI's taxonomy places the organism in Eukaryota, Haptophyta, Isochrysidales, Noelaerhabdaceae. Bases 49 to 1161 code for a protein of 370 amino acids.